GCGAGUGAACCUCAAAAGCGUUGCACGCAGAUUUCUAUUGGGCCAUUAUAUCUGCACUAGUAGCGCUGGUAAGAGCCACCAUCAGGAGCGACGGCGAUGGCACCUCAGGAUCCACUAGUGUUCGAGGUGCGGAGGCGCGAGGCCGAGCUGGUCCGCCCAGCGAGGCCGACGCCCCGCGAGUACAAGAGGCUGUCGGACGUGGACGACCAGGAGGGCCUCCGGUGCCAGAUCCCCGUGAUCCAGUUCUACCGUGGGGACAGCACGGGGCAGGACCCGGCGCGGGCUGUCCGGGAGGGGCUCGCGAGGGCGCUAGUGCUCUACUACCCCUUCGCGGGCCGCCUGAGGGAGCUCCCGGGGCGGAAGCUGGUGGUGGACUGCAACGAGGAAGGGGCGAUGUUCGUGGAGGCGGAGGCGGACGUGACCCUCGACCAGUUCGGGGACGCCCUCCGGCCUCCCGUCCCCUGCCUGGAGGAGCUGCUCUUCGACGUCCCCGGCUCCUCCGCCAUCCUCGACUCCCCUCUCUUGCUCAUUCAGGUGACUCGUCUCAAGUGCGGGGGCUUCAUCUUCGCGCUGCGUCUCAACCACACCAUAAGCGAUACGGCGGGGCUGGUCCAGUUCAUGAACGCCGUGGGGGAGAUGGCGAGAGGAGCCGACGCCCCCUCCAUCCGCCCCGUGUGGCAGAGGGAGCUUCUAGAUGCCCGAGACCCGCCCCAGAUCACGUGCACCCACCGGGAGUACGAUCAGGUGGAGGACACUAAGGGCACCCUCAUCCCGCUCGACGACAUGGACCACCGCUCCUUCUUCUUCGGGGCUGCCCAGAUGUCCGCCCUCCGCUGCCGGUUGCCUCCCCACCAGCAGGCGAGCUCCACCUUCGAGGUCCUCACCGCCUGCCUCUGGCGAUGCCGCACCGUCGCGCUCCAGCCUGACCCCGAGGAGGAGGUGCGGGUGCUGUGCGUCGUGAACGCUCGGACCAAGUUCGACCCUCCCCUGCCGGCCGGCUACUACGGGAACGCGUUCGCAUUCCCUGUGGCGGUGACGACCACGGACAAGCUGUGCCAGAACCCGCUGGGGUACGCAUUGGAGCUGGUGAAGAAGGCCAAGGCGGACGUGACGGAGGAGUACAUGAGGUCCCUGGCGGAUCUGAUGGUGACAAGGGGGAGGCCCCACUUCACCGGGGUGCGGUCCUUCAUGGUGGCAGACACGACCAAGAUCAGGUUCGGGGACGUGGACUUCGGGUGGGGGAAGCCGGUGUACGGUGGCCCGGCCAAGGGGGGAGUUGGGGCCAUCCCCGGGGUGGCCAGCUUCUACAUCUCCUUCCGGAACCGACAGGGCGAGGACGGCAUCGUCGUCCCAGUGUGCUUGCCCGCCCUGGCCAUGCGAAGGUUCGUGCGGGAGCUGGACGCCUUGUUGAACGAUCCGCCGCCUACCACCACCACCACCACCACCACCACCAAGUCGACCUUCGUCAUUUCCUCCCUGUGAACUGCAUCCGCCCAAGCAAAAUUCCAACUUCGUUUUGUGGAAUGACCUCUAAGUUUUCACCUUUUCAUGCUGCUACUCUACUGCCGUAAAAUGAGAGACCAAGGCUUUCCUU
Molecule: messenger RNA, 1594 nt
Organism: Rhodamnia argentea
Lineage: Eukaryota; Viridiplantae; Streptophyta; Magnoliopsida; Myrtales; Myrtaceae
Product: benzyl alcohol O-benzoyltransferase
Exons: 3
Coding region: 97-1482 (461 amino acids)
Molecular function (GO): acyltransferase activity, transferring groups other than amino-acyl groups
Source: RefSeq, a predicted model, not a curated record